Messenger RNA from Magnolia sinica, 770 nucleotides. Its product is annotated as alpha-soluble NSF attachment protein-like. Gene Ontology annotation, molecular function: syntaxin binding; soluble NSF attachment protein activity. The transcript has 6 exons. Gene Ontology annotation, cellular component: vacuolar membrane; SNARE complex. Gene Ontology annotation, biological process: SNARE complex disassembly; intracellular protein transport. NCBI's taxonomy places the organism in Eukaryota, Viridiplantae, Streptophyta, Magnoliopsida, Magnoliales, Magnoliaceae. Bases 26 to 529 code for a protein of 167 amino acids. The record is from RefSeq and is a predicted model, not a curated record.
AGCUAUAUCUUGCUUAAAUCAGGCCAUGAAUCUGUUCUUGGAGAUUGGGAGAUUGAACAUGGCUGCAAGAUACUGCAAGGAAAUUGGUGAAUUAUAUGAGACUGAACAAGACUUUGAACGAUCGAUGGAUUACUUUGAACGUGCCGCCGAUCUUUUCCAAAGUGAAGAAGUGACUACAUCUGCAAACCAGUGCAAGCAGAAGGUUGCACAAUUUGCUGCUCAACUGGAACAAUAUCCUAAGGCCGUUGAGAUUUUUGAAGCGAUAGCCAAGCAUUCGAUGAACAACAAUCUUCUGAAGUACAGUGUUAAAGGAAUUCUCCUCAAUGCUGGCCUCUGCCAGCUUUGCAGGGGCGAUGUUGUUGCAAUAACAAACUCAUUAGAGCGAUACGAGGAAAUGGAUCCUACCUUUUCAGGGACGCGUGAACACAAGUUUUUAGCUGAUUUAGCUGCAGCAAUUGAUGAGGAAGAUGUUGAGAAGUUCACUAGUGUGAUCAAGGAGUUCGAUAGCAUGACCCGCCUGGAUGCUUGAAAAACCUCUCUACUCUUGAAAGCGAAGAAUGCACUGAAAGCCAAAGAAGAAGAAGAGGAUGAUCUUACCUAAGUCUUCUCUCUGUCUUUCACUCCAUGCUUUCGGUUUGUAUUUUACUAAUUUGCAUCAUGCUGUGGUGGAACUCUCUUGCGCCUUCUUUCACCUAUUAAUAUGAUCGAUCAUUUGUAUCUACCUUGGUUUGGGAUAUCACUAUUUAGAUAGAUUGGAUUCGUUUUCUUGA